Thalassophryne amazonica is the source of this 2493-nucleotide messenger RNA. RefSeq lists its product as uncharacterized. The record is from RefSeq and is a predicted model, not a curated record. Bases 1 to 2493 code for a protein of 830 amino acids. Lineage: Eukaryota; Metazoa; Chordata; Actinopteri; Batrachoidiformes; Batrachoididae. The transcript has 19 exons.
AUGUUUGAACCCGAAUUGAAAUGGGCCUCUUGCAGGAAAGGAAUUCAGAACGAUGCAGAAUUUCUUGAGAAAAACCUGGGCUCAUUUGUAGAGCAGGCUACCUUCACAGACCUGGAAGCUUUCAAUAUCUCCAUCACUGGUGCCAUUUCACAGCUCCGUCCUUCUCAGUUGGCACAAGUUCUACAGAGCUCAGGGAACAUCAAUAAUACAGACACAGUCAGGCUCGUAUUUGACCGGCUCGAGCAGGGCGAUGGCUUUGAAAAUGUGGAGGUUUUGCUCACUGAACUCACAGAAAAUGCACCGAAUAUUGUGAUUGAGUCCAGUGCAAGAGAUCUCGCAAUGAAUCGGACCUUUGACCUCAUCGCGCCCCGUCUUCCAAGCUUCAGUGAAAAUGAGUGGAACCGGUGGUUCCUCGAUUUGCUAAGACCUUGUCUCGCAAGCUUCAACCCGAUGAUGCUCAUGAAUGUAACAUCGUUCAUAAACUGCACAAACUAUCGUGCUGUUGUGAGGGGGCUGAGCCAUGUUUACCCCACAACACCUCCAGGAAGACAAAGAGCAAAUGCUGCAGUUUUGCUCAACUUCUUGAAGGAUUCUGCCCGUGAAUUCAACACACCAGCUUGCAGGAAAGGAAUUCAGAAUGAUGCAGAAUUUCUUGAGAAAAACCUGGGCUCAUUUGUAGAGCAGGCUACCUUCACAGACCUGGAAGCUUUCAACAUCUCCAUCACUGGUGCCAUUUCACAGCUCCGUCCUUCUCAGUUGGCACAAGUUCUACAGAGUUCAGGGAACAUCAAUAAUACAGACACAGUCAGGCUCGUAUUUGACCGGCUUGAGCAGGGCGAUGGCUUUGAAAAUGUGGAGGUUUUGUUCACUGAACUCACAGAAAAUGCACCGAAUAUUGUGAUUGAGUCCAGUGCAAGAGAUCUCGCAAUGAAUCGGACCUUUGACCUCAUCGCGCCCCGUCUUCCAAGCUUCAGUGAAAAUGAGUGGAACCGGUGGUUCCUCGAUUUGCUAAGACCUUGUCUGGCAAGCUUCAACCCGUUGAUGCUCAUGAAUGUAACAUCGUUCAUAAACUGCACAAACUAUCGUGCUGUUGUGAAGGGGCUGAGCCAUGUUUACUCCACAACACCUCCGGAAAGACAAAGAGCAAAUGCUGCAGUUUUGCUCAACUUCUUGAAGGAUUCUGCCGGUGAAUUCAACACACCAGCUUGCAGGAAAGGAAUUCAGAACGAUGCAGAAUUUCUUGAGAAAAACCUGGGCUCAUUUGUAGAGCAGGCUACCUUCACAGACCUGGAAGCUUUCAACAUCUCCAUCACUGGUGCCAUUUCACAGCUCCGUCCUUCUCAGUUGGCACAAGUUCUACAGAGCUCAGGGAACAUCAAUAAUACAGACACAGUCAGGCUCGUAUUUGACCGGCUCGAGCAGGGCAAUGGCUUUGAAAAUGUGGAGGUUUUGCUCACUGAACUCACAAAAAAUGCACCGAAUAUUGUGAUUGAAUCCAGUGCAAGAGAUCUCGCAAUGAAUCGGACCUUUGACCUCAUCGCGCCCCGUCUUCCAAGCUUCAGUGAAAAUGAGUGGAACCGGUGGUUCCUCGAUUUGCUAAGACCUUGUCUGGCAAGCUUCAACCCGUUGAUGCUCAUGAAUGUAACGUCGUUCAUAAACUGCACAAACUAUCGUGCUGUUGUGAAGGGGCUGAGCCAUGUUUACUCCACAACACCUCCGGAAAGACAAAGAGCAAAUGCUGCAGUUUUGCUCAACUUCUUGAAGGAUUCUGCCGGUGAAUUCAACACACCAGCUUGCAGGAAAGGAAUUCAGAACGAUGCAGAAUUUCUUGAGAAAAACCUGGGCUCAUUUGUAGAGCAGGCUACCUUCACAGACCUGGAAGCUUUCAACAUCUCCAUCACUGGUGCCAUUUCACAGCUCCGUCCUUCUCAGUUGGCACAAGUUCUACAGAGCUCAGGGAACAUCAAUAAUACAGACACAGUCAGGCUCGUAUUUGACCGGCUCGAGCAGGGCAAUGGCUUUGAAAAUGUGGAGGUUUUGCUCACUGAACUCACAAAAAAUGCACCGAAUAUUGUGAUUGAAUCCAGUGCAAGAGAUCUCGCAAUGAAUCGGACCUUUGACCUCAUCGCGCCCCGUCUUCCAAGCUUCAGUGAAAAUGAGUGGAACCGGUGGUUCCUCGAUUUGCUAAGACCUUGUCUGGCAAGCUUCAACCCGUUGAUGCUCAUGAAUGUAACGUUGUUCAUAAACUGCACAAACUAUCGUGCUGUUGUGAAGGGGCUGAGCCAUGUUUACUCCACAACACCUCCGGAAAGACAAAGAGCAAAUGCUGCAGUUUUGCUCAACUUCUUGAAGGAUUCUGCCGGUGAAUUCAACACACCAGCUUGCAGGAAAGGAAUUCAGAACGAUGCAGAAUUUCUUGAGAAAAACCUGGGCUCAUUUGUAGAGCAGGCUACCUUCACAGACCUGGAAGCUUUCAACGUCUCCAUCAUGUGA